This is a messenger RNA of Maniola jurtina (meadow brown), 2312 nucleotides long. Its product is annotated as dynein intermediate chain 3, ciliary-like. The record is from RefSeq and is a predicted model, not a curated record. Gene Ontology annotation, cellular component: outer dynein arm. NCBI's taxonomy places the organism in Eukaryota, Metazoa, Arthropoda, Insecta, Lepidoptera, Nymphalidae. Gene Ontology annotation, biological process: outer dynein arm assembly; cilium movement. Gene Ontology annotation, molecular function: dynein heavy chain binding; dynein light chain binding. Bases 165 to 1931 code for a protein of 588 amino acids. The transcript has 2 exons.
AAUUUAAUAGAUUAAUUACGUUCUUGUUCUACAUUCCAUGAUGUAACAUAGUAGCAUUGCAUCUUAUCGACAAACAAGGACACAUGUGUUACUAAACAAUACACACCUGAUGUGUCGUCAUUUCAUGACCUUAGCGAUUUCCUUUAUAACUCAAAAUAAAAGUUAUGGAUCAAGAUUACUACAUAACGCAUAAAAUGAAGAAUUUCAAGAUAAGAAGUUACACAAAAUCCACGUUCGCAUACACAAAGUUACGUAAAACUUUUGGGAGGCAGCCGUUAUUUCAAAUGGUACCUGCGCAUAUAAUAGAUUCCAUAAACCCUGACCAAGAACUGCAGAAGGAGUAUAUACUUCGAAACCCCGUACACCGUGAAGUACAAGCAUCCCUACCACAAUCCGAACACGAGACAAACACAAGACGAAGAGUUAUGCAUGAGCAAGGAAUAAACCAUACUGAAGGUGGUUGGCCUCCAGAUGUUCAUCUUUACAAUGAAGAUCACCUCAAUCGUCAUCGUCGUCGAGUACAACAUGAAGAUAAUUAUAUACAUUCUAUUCUAAACAUGAAACCUUACGUGGAACACUUAAUAGAUCAAAACAACGCAAUCGAUAUGUAUCAAACAUAUUUUGCUGACAUGCAACCCCAAACACCUGUUGAGAAAUAUAAUAUUCAAAUUGCUAAUAUAUUUCGAGACCCAUUUUGUCGACCCGUAUCAUGUAUUACCUGGACAAAUGAAAAAAUAGCAAAAUUAGUCGCGUCGUAUUGCUACAAGAUGUAUCCGGAAUCUGAAACAAAAUCAAAAAAGAUUUGCUAUGUUUGGGAUGUAAACAAGCAAACUUCUCCUAUAUAUGAAUUUUCUCCCACUCAUGGAUGUUGGCAAGUAGCAUGUUCGCCAUUAGAAUCUGAUUUAUUAAUAACUGGACUUGGAAAUGGCACCGUUAGCGUAUUUGACAUUCGUGUAAGUUCUAACUCUGUAGGUAGCAGUUCUAUCUACAACUCUCAUUUUGCACCAGUUACAGCUCUACUUUACACAAAUUCCCGAACGAACUCAGAAUUUUUUACCGGAUCUCCAGAUGGCCAAUGUCUCUGGUGGGACAAAAGAAAUCUUUCUAAACCUAUUGAUCGUUUACAAAUGUCUGUCAAAUUAGCAGUAAAUGAAGAACCAUCAUUUAUUAAUUCUCAGGGUGUAAGCGCUCUUGAAUUUGAUCGUGGUCUACCGACAAAAUUUUUGUGUGGUACAGAGUCAGGGUUAAUUAUAAACACUAAUCGCAUGGGCAGAAGCCGUUCGGAGAUUUUGACCUCAUUUUGGGAUGCACAUACAGGACCAGUGAAGGCGGUACAACGGAGCCCGUGUACUUUGAGAAUGUUUAUCUCUUGUGGAGACUGGAGGGUCCGCAUUUGGAGUGAAGAAGUUCGCACUGCUCCUAUAAUAGUAACACGUCCAUAUCGUUAUCAAAUUACUGAUGUAUCCUGGGCUCCUCUGCGAUUUUCUAGUUACAUGGCUGUAUCGGAGGAUGGUAUAUUUCAUUAUUGGGAUCUUCUUCGAAAAUAUAAUCAACCAGUUGCUAAUCUACACAUAUCAAGCCACGGACUCAAUAAAGUUACACCUCAUCCAGAAGGCCAAUCUAUCGCUGUUGGUGAUAAUGAGGGAUCAUUAUUUUUACUACAUUUGUCGGAUAAUAUGAUUUUUCCCGGUCCAAACGAUAAACAGUUGAUGCAUCAGACUUACAAUCGUGAAACCAAACGGGAACAUAAUGUAGAUACGCGUCUUAAAGAGCAACGAUUGAAAAUGCGGACAGGAGUAGAACCACCAACUGUGUUUAAUGAAGAAGAAAAUAGCGAUAUUGAUGAUCUUGAGGAAGUUACUAAAGAAUAUUUUAACACUGUUAAAAAAGAGAUAAGUCAAAUGGGUGGAGCUUUAGCUGGCGAUUCAUGAUAUAGCAAUGUUUCAUCUUAAAUGACGAAACUUCAAUUUUUUUUUACUUAUACGAGUAUGAAUUUGCUCUAUUGCUUGUUUUUACCUACAUGUGAAUGUAAUAAUGUCACCAUUAAUUUUGUUUAGUAAAGUCCUCCUAAUUAGGUAUGUGCUGCUAUAGGUCAUCGAUAUUUAUAAAACGAUUCAAAAAUCUGUUAGCCCGCAUGUGUUCGUAAUAUUUCUCAGAAUACAUCCGGCGUAUUGACAGAGGGUCACGCUCACGAUCGACUCCAAAAUAUGAUGAUGCAGCGGCGCGCCCGCUCGCCGCUAAGGGGAAGAAUGUUAUUAAUAAUAUUAAAAACCUACCUAUGAGAAGUAUGCACAACUAAUGAUUAUUAACAC